Molecule: messenger RNA, 1910 nt
Organism: Etheostoma cragini (Arkansas darter)
Lineage: Eukaryota; Metazoa; Chordata; Actinopteri; Perciformes; Percidae
Product: chloride transport protein 6-like
Exons: 13
Coding region: 164-1891 (575 amino acids)
Biological process (GO): chloride transport; transmembrane transport
Cellular component (GO): intracellular membrane-bounded organelle; lysosomal membrane
Molecular function (GO): voltage-gated chloride channel activity
Source: RefSeq, a predicted model, not a curated record
UAUAAAUCAGAAAGGGGGGGGGGGGGGGUAUGUCAUUCUUCUGUACCCUUGUGGAUGCUUUAGAUUAAUAAUAAUGUUCAAUUUAAAAAAUAAAUAAAUCCGAAACGGAAAAACCCGCCGCUUGAAUGACGUGCCCUGAACGCAGCAUGACACAACAACGAAGAUGGCGUGUUGUGGGAACUGUUUUUGUUGCCAGUGUUGCUGCGGAGAAGGAGAGACGCGUACCCCGGAGGAACUGGCGAUCCUCGGGGAAAUCCAAGUUGAAGAAGAUGAGAUUCUACCCAGGAAAGACUACGAGAGCCUGGACUACGACCGCUGCAUCAGUGAACCCUACAUGGAGGUCCUGGAGGGGAUGGACAGCAAGAGCGCCGCUCAGCCCCGGUUGUCCUAUGCAGAGAUGACUGAAGAUUACCCCCGUUACCCGGACAUCCACGACUUGGACCUCGCCCUGCUCAACCCCCGCAUGAUAGUGGAUGUGACCCCCUACAUGAACCCGUGUCCCUACACCGUGUCGCCCAACACACACAUCUCCCAGGUGUUCAACCUGUUCAGGACCAUGGGCCUGCGACACUUACCCGUUGUUAACGCUGUCGGAGAACCCGGGGUCCGGGGCCAAAGCGUGGAGCCUAGCCUGGGGCAGGAGCCCGGAGCCCGGAGCCUAUCCUGGAGCCAGGAGCCAGGAUUCUGGAGCCUGGAGCCAGGACCCCGGACCCCGGAGCCUAUCCUGGAGCUCGGAGCCCGGAGCUCGGAGCCCAGAGCUGGGAGCCGGGAGCCUAGCUUGGAGCCAAAGCCCGGAGCCAGGAGCCAGGAUCCUGGAGCCCAGAGCCUGGAGCCAGGAGCCAGGACCCUGGAGCCAGGAUCCUGGAGCCUGGAGCCCAGAGCCUGGAGCCGGAGCCAGGACCCUGGAGCCUGGAGCCAGGAUUCUGGAGCCAGGAUUCUGGAGCCCAAAGCCCAAAGCCCAGAGCCUGGAGCCAGGAGCCAGGACCCUGGAGCCUAUGUUUUUUCCCCCUCUUAUCAGUUUCAGAGCAUCACUUUCAAACGGAUCAAAUUUGAUUUUCCCUACUUCCGCAGUGACAGGGACAAGCGAGACUUUGUGUCCGCGGGCGCUGCUGCUGGAGUAGCUGCUGCCUUCGGUGCUCCUAUAGGUGGCACGCUCUUCAGUCUGGAGGAGGGCUGCUCCUUCUGGAACCAGGGCCUCACUUGGAAAGUGCUCUUCUGUUCGAUGUCGGCCACUUUCACCCUCAACUUCUUCCGUUCUGGGCUCAACUUUAACAAGUGGGGCUCCUUCCAGCUGCCCGGGCUGCUCAACUUCGGGGAGUUCAAGUGUUCAGAUGGAGAUAAGAACUGCCACCUUUGGACCGCCGUGGACCUGGCCUUCUUCGUCCUGAUGGGGGUGGUGGGUGGCCUGCUGGGGGCGCUCUUCAACUGCAUGAACAAGUGCCUGGCCAAGUAUCGCAUCAGACACAUCCACCCCAAGGCCAAGUUUGUCAGAGUUCUCGAGAGUCUCCUGGUUGCCAUGGUGACAACAGUGGUGAUAUUCGCAGCUUCCAUACUGUUGGGAGAAUGCCGUGACCUGUCCUCGCCGACAACCCAUAACACCACGCUGUCCGGCAGUGAGGACAUCAACUCAACCGUUCGCCAGUUCUUCUGCAACAACAAGACCUACAACGACAUGGCCACGUUGUUCUUCAACCCGCAGGAGGCUGCCAUCCAUCAGCUGUUCCACCAGGAAGGUACCUUCAGUCCCGUGACUCUGUCCGUGUUCUUCCUGCUGUACUUCCUGUUGGCCUGCUGGACCUACGGUUUGUCUGUCCCCAGUGGUCUCUUUGUCCCCUCGCUGCUCUGUGGGGCGGCUUUUGGACGUCUGGUCGCCAACAUCCUCAAAGUGUAAGGACCAUGUUUUCCUAAUG